Molecule: messenger RNA, 1106 nt
Organism: Cloeon dipterum
Lineage: Eukaryota; Metazoa; Arthropoda; Insecta; Ephemeroptera; Baetidae
Gene: Phyhd1
Product: Phytanoyl-CoA dioxygenase domain containing 1
Exons: 6
Coding region: 1-1014 (337 amino acids)
Source: RefSeq, a predicted model, not a curated record
AUGUACAUGUAUUUGUUGCCAAGAGCAGAGAGCGCUAAGGACGGUGGGAGCACCAGCGUAGCACCACCAACAGCUCAGUCGAAAGACAGCGGCCGCGGAUCUCAUUCGAUCGAAACAUUUAAAUUUGAUUUUGCGCAGGACACGCUGGACAGCAUGAAAGGAUCAUCAAUUCUUGAUCAGUUUCAAAAGGACGGCUUUGUGGUCUUGGAAAAUUUUUUGACAGAAGAUGAAGUUAAGGAACUUCGGCAAGCAGGGGAAGCCUUGGCUACUGACAUGCCAGACUCUGUGCCCAUAGGUCAAUUCAGCACUGUGGACAACCUACCGCAGAACAAGGAUCGUUAUUUCCUUGAAAGCGGAGACAAAAUAAGGUACUUUCUAGAGACUGGUGCUGUCGGAACCGACGGGAAAUUAACCAUCGAAAAAAGAAGAGCCUUAAAUAAAGUUGGCCACGCUCUUCAUUGGCUUCACCCCAAGUUCAAGGAAAUCACGUUUAGCAACAAAAUCAAAGAAGUCUGCUUCAAACUGGGCAUGGAAGAGCCGGCAAUUGCACAGAGCAUGUAUAUUUACAAAAACCCGGGCGUAGGAAGCGAAGUUUGUGCUCAUCAAGACGCAACAUUCCUGUACACCGAGCCCAUGAAACUUGUCGGUUUAUGGUUUCCGCUUGACGACGCUACCCUGCAAAAUGGGUGCCUGAAAUUUGCACCUGGAUCGCAUGGCAGCGGCGUUCACAGGAGAUACGUAAGGAAAAACGAUCCCAACUCUGAGGAGCUUGUGGGCUACACAUCACCGGCACCCAUGUACCCUCAGUCCAACUUUGUGCCAGUUCCGGUAGCGAAAGGUAGCUGCGUUCUCAUCCACGGACAGGUUGUGCAUCAGAGCGACCCAAACAGGAGUUCAGAGCCACGUCACGCAUACACUUUUCAUGUGAUUGAUAAGAAAAAUUCAGUUUACUCUCCAGAAAAUUGGUUACAGCCGACAGAGGAGCUUCCAUUUCCGUUACUUUUCGACAAUUAAAGUUUCUUAAAGGUAACAUACAAUAAAUUUUACUCUCUUGUUCUUUAAACACACUAUGCAUUUUCAGCUAAAUAAAAUGUAUAUUAAGAUUU